This is a messenger RNA of Venustampulla echinocandica, 4767 nucleotides long. RefSeq lists its product as uncharacterized. Gene Ontology annotation, cellular component: cytosol. The transcript has 4 exons. Gene Ontology annotation, molecular function: NADPH-hemoprotein reductase activity; flavin adenine dinucleotide binding; metal ion binding. NCBI's taxonomy places the organism in Eukaryota, Fungi, Ascomycota, Leotiomycetes, Helotiales, Pleuroascaceae. The coding region runs from base 1 to 4767 and encodes 1588 amino acids. The record is from RefSeq and is a predicted model, not a curated record.
AUGUCGGAAAGAUCAUGUCCUAUGUCGGCGUCCGCUGGAUCGGAAUGUCCUAUGGGCUCCAAAGGUGGCCGUACCGGACCACGGGGCUGCAAUUUUUCUAGCUUUACACAGCAGGGCGAUAUUAGAGCAGCUUUUGAUAUUCCUUCUGGUGUAGAUCCUGACCAAUACUUGCGUCAAAGGGAACGCAAAGCGAUCAACGAAAUGCUCUACUCCAAUGUUCCUCACAUGGAAGAAAUCAAAGAGAUCCAAACAACCCAAGGCGUCAAAAGUCUCGAUUUAUUAAAUGCCAAUGAGCAAGAUCUGCUAGCUGUAGCACUUGGUGCUCCCGCUCGACAAGUUUUACUCAGAGCAGAAGAGGUGGGACCCCGCACAGGGUGGCGAGAUGGAUACCUCAGUAUGAACUAUGGAUUCUGUCCACCAGAUGCCGAUGAAGCAGCUGGUGUGCUGGCAAAGUCUCCUGGUAGAGUCUGGUCAGAUCUUUGCGAACGGAUGCCGGGUUGUGUGGCAAGAGGUCGCGUGAGGGAAUCUGUCGCCGCCCUGCCCAUUAUCGAAGGAACAGCAGAUGCCAUUCCAGAUAAAGCGCUUUGGGCGGCAUUGGUUGCUCUUGGUAUGUUAUGUUCCAUCUACAGGUAUGAAGAGAAGCAUAAUGGAAGAGAGGGUAUAAAUGUUACCUCGGCUGAACGAAGAGUGGACGAGGAAAUGAGCGAUGAUUUGGGCGAUGAGGUGAAAGGUAUUCCCAGAAGUAUCGGUCUCCCGUUCUACCAAAUCUCGAAGCGGAUGGGACGAUCGAUUCCGCAUCUUACAUUCUUCGAUCAAUCUUCGUAUAAUCUCAAAGUCCGGGAUCCUACCUCAACACAUCCGUAUGUGGGUCGGUUCGACAACACAGAUUUAAGAUGGCCCAUGUUUGGUGAUUCAUCCGAGAUAGCAUUUUUAAAGGGCUGCGCCGACACCUCAGCUUCGUUUCAACACGGUGUCGACGCAAUUGCAAGCUGCCAGGAGCACGUCAUGAGCAGGAACAGAGAUGGACUUCUCCGUGAACUCAUUCGACUGAAGGAAAUCCUCGAGCGGAUGCCUAACGCCUUUCACUCCAUAUCACUCAACCCCAACUCCGGCGACAAUUACGUCUCACCUGCAGAAUGGGUACGUUGGGCAAAGUUUUCUGCUCCUUUGUCCAAGCGCUGCCCAGCAACAUCCGGCCUGCAAUUUCCUCCCUACUUGUUAAUGGACGCCUUCCUGGGACGUGCAAAGUACCAAUCUUUCCUAGGAGCUGAGGGCGUUCACCUGAGGGCUUGGCUGCCAUCAAACUGGAGAGCUUUCAUCGCCGCCGUCGAAUAUCAUUAUCGUAUUCCUGAUUUUGUAGCUCAAUCUGGUGACCAACAACUCAUCGGUGCCCUAGAUGGUAUCGUUGAAGCUUAUACUGGCGAACGCGGGUUUAUGGGCACCCACCGCUACAAAGUUUUUGGUCUACUUGAAGUUGCUGGAAAGACUGGCCGGUCGGAAACAAACGGAGAUUCUGGAUCCAGUGAUGCCAACUCGAGACCAUGGGAGGAGACCCACAGGGCUUUCUCAGAGGCAAUGAAAGAGCGUCUUGAACCAUACCGUGGGAACCUCCGCGUCGAACCCCAUCAGAUGCGUGGAACAUUUUCAGAAUGCCGUUAUAAGUCCAGGGUUCUCAACAGAUCUUUCGUCGAUAUGGACCCCGAAAGGUCUAUCGCGAUGGUUACACUUGAUAUUCAAGAGACGGGUAUCACGUUUCAACCCGGUGAUCGUCUCGCGAUAAUGCCUCUCAACAGCUGGAUGGAGUGCGCCAAAGUGGCCGCUGCCUUGGGCCUCGAUACAAUGCUCGAUCAGCCCGUUUCUCUAGAUAGCCAAUGGACGAGAUUUGCUGAGCACCUGGGUUCCGUAUCAAAGAAAUCCACACCACGAUUGAGAGUAAAGGACAUUCUACGACGAGGACACCUGGCGCCGGUCACGAAAGACCUAGUCAUGAAACUUCACACAGUUCUUAGAGCAUCUUCAAACACGCUUCUUCAGAUCCUAGCAACAACUGAAUGGCCAGUACGAGGUUCUUUCGGCGAUCUUCUCCAAGCAGCUGUCACUGAUACAUCUUCACAUAUCUGGGAUCAGGCAUUUGACCUCUCAGGGAAUCUCUCAUGGUUAUCGGAAUUGGUACCGAUUGAGGUCCCAAGAACAUACAGCAUCUCAAAUUACCCGGAUGAGUUACUUCCUAGUACCGUGGACUUGACCGUUUCGAGAUCUGAUUUCAAUGUUUGUCCUACCCUCUCCGAUCCAUUGUCUGCACCUCGCCAUGGAGUUAGUAGUGGCUUCUUAAACCCUCCAAUGUCAAGUCAGGACGAGUCAACCGCAGGCGAUGAAGAACUACUCGUUGGUGUCUCCCGACCUCUGGCAUUCCAAUUACCAAUCGAUGAUGCCGCUCCAUGUGCCUUUUUUGCUGGUGGCAGCGGUAUCGCCCCCUUCAGAAGCUUUUGGCAAGCCCGUGCUGGGAAUUCUGUUGGCAGAAAUAUCCUAUUCCUCGGCGUACAGUCCAGGGAGAAGUUUUGCUACGAGAAUGAGCUCAGAGACUAUGUCAACGAUGGUUCUAUGGAGGUAUAUACCGCAUUCUCGCGUGACUCGCGAGGUCUUGUCUACGAUAAGCAUUCACGAGAUUUGAUGGAGAAAGAGAUCACGCCGCGGUAUAUAGACUCUCUGAUUAUUGAGCAGGGGGCUAUGGUGUGUGAUCUUGUCAUGUCCAAGAAGCAAGGAGGUUUGGGAGGCUAUCUCUACGUCUGUGGCUCGCUUUCUGUGUUCGAUUCCGUCAUGUCUGGAAUUCGCAAAGCCAUCUACAAUCAUCGUACGUCAAGCAUGGAGUCUACCGAUGUAAUUCUUAACAACGCCUUCGCCGAGCGGCGCUUCAUGCUGGAUGUCUUCAUGACACCGAAACCGUUGCCAUGCAACAUACCGACUAUCCCACUUUCCCAACUAGCAAUGCAUACUGGCCAUCGCCCCGACAGCCACAUCUUCAUCGCUGUGCAUGGAAGUGUGUAUGAUGUCACGGAUUUUUGUUCCAUGCAUCCUGGAGGGAUAAACAUUAUCAAAUCAAAUGCGGGAGUAGAUUGUACGAAAUCCUUCGACCUUCUGGCGCAUACGAACAACCCGGAAGUGUCCAGUCUCUUGAACAAGUACUUCAUUGGCCACCUUACACCAAAGCCCGAUUAUCAUCAUUGCGAGGAAGUCAGCAUGCUGUACGAUCUCUGGUCGGAAUAUUUGAGAACAUCAGUCGAGACGCUGGUCGCGCAAGCUUUCGAAGUACAUGAGUUCAUGGAAUCCUCAAAUCUUUGGUUCCAAGGAAAUCUGUUCAAUAUGGGUGGCGUCCGAAGAUUUUACCACCAUCAGUCGAGAUUACUUCAGAAUGGCUUCUCGGCUCUGUUUGGGGCCAAACUCCAGGAGCUCUAUCUGAAGCUGUCAUUCGCCCUUGCGAACUCUGCCGCAAGCUCCAAUCCAAGCCGUCUUCCGGAUGUGCUAGGUAUUAUUGCCCGGGCUAAAGGCUCACUAGAUGCAAUGACAACAUCAAAUGAGGUCUCCCAAAUUGGGAGGUUUACUUCUGACAGCGAAGCGGCACGUUUCCAUGAGCGGGGUAUACUAAACUAUGCAAGGAAGUCCAUUCAGCUUGACAUGGAGCUUCUAGAAGGCAUUCGCGAGGAGGCAUGCAGCGGAAUGGAUGCAUUCGAUACUAUUUUGGCUCUGGAAUCGCCAUCUGAUACUCAGCGCAUCACAGCCCUCUCAACGUUCUUACUUCAACUUAUGGAACGCAUGGCUAUGAGAUUAGAAGGCUUCUACUCUAAACUGGCGGAAACUUCUGUUUACCAUCCAGAAAUCGAACAAAAUCCCGCCAGAACGAGAUGGAAUCUCCUAAAGCGGAGAAUCCGUGACGGGUCUUUUUUCGUGUUAACCCAAGAUGUGACGAUCAAUACUCAUGCUCAUCAUAUGUCUCACAAGGGUCAGGAAGCUGUAGAGUUCGACCACAUUAUCAGCCAGAUCCAGCAAAGCAUCAAUCAAGCACCAACACCUACUCCCCGAGCUUCAAAUCUUACAGACCAACAUGUAGCUCGAGGCCAGGCUACCGGAGGGACUGGAGUUUCGGCCUAUGAGUCUCACGAAAAUGGGAAUGCUAUGAAGCGUAUAUCCACAUUCAUGAGCACCAACAUGCGCGCCAUCCGCAGACUCAGCAAACUCCCUUCCUCUGGGGUAAGCCUCGAACAACUCAUAAGCGCUUAUGGCCCUCGAUCAACACAACCCCACCUGAAUUCUCUUCCCACUCCACCAAGCAACAGAUCAUCAAGUCGACCACCAUCCUCUUCGCGCGAUGCGAACAACGUAAAUCUACGAGGCCGCUCCCCGACGGUCGAUGCAUCCAUGCCACCAUUCCGCCAUCGGAGCCGCACCGCAUCAAGCGCACGCUCACAUAGCAAUCUCAUCCCUACUCCAUCAUACACGCCUCCCCCAGUAUCCGCAGCCGCAACACUUCCUUCCAUGUUCAGCAACCUGAACCUGCGACAGAAACCUGCAGUUCCAUUAUCCCGGUCGAACACAAAUUCUAGUGACGAUCGCAUGCGAUCCAUGGCGCGUGUGGGUAGUAGUGUAGGUGGGAGGUCGCCUACGCCCAGUAGUAGUGCUGAGAGUAUGCAUUCGCGCGAGAGGUCUAUGACCGGGUCGCUGAGAGCGCUCAUGUUGCAGCAGCAGGAGGCGAGAGUACUACCAACGUUUUGA